AUGUCCCCUGCCCCUAGCGAGAGCGCCUCACCGAUUGGCAUUGCCAAUCUGCCUAACCAGCGACACAAGAUUGUUGCUAAGAGGGGCGCUGCUUUUACUAUUAUGGUUGCUGGCGAGUCCGGCCUCGGCAAGACCACCUUCAUCAACACGCUGUUCUCCACGACCAUCAAGAACUAUGCCGACCACAAGAGGCGCCACCAGAAGCAGGUCGACAAGACGGUCGAGAUCGAAAUCACAAAGGCUGAGCUAGAAGAGAAGUUCUUCAAGGUUCGCCUGACUGUUAUCGACACCCCCGGCUUUGGUGACUACGUCAACAACCGCGACUCAUGGAUGCCCAUUAUCGAAUUCCUCGACGACCAGCACGAGUCUUACAUGCUCCAGGAGCAACAACCCCGCCGUCAGGACAAGAUCGAUCUCCGUGUCCACGCCUGCUUGUACUUCAUCCGCCCUACCGGUCACACCCUUAAGCCCCUAGAUAUCGAGGUUAUGAAGAGGCUCUGCUCUCGCGUCAACCUCAUCCCCGUUGUCGCCAAGGCCGACACUCUCAGCCCCGCCGACCUGGCGAGAUUUAAGUCCAGGAUCCGUGCCGUCAUCGAAGCUCAGGCCCGCAGCUUGAUGGCCGCCAUGCCCUUUGCCGUUAUUGGUUCCGAGAAGGAUGUUAAGACCAGCGAUGGACGUAUUGUCAAGGGUCGUCAGUACUCGUGGGGUGUUGCCGAGGUCGAGAACGAGGAACACUGCGACUUCAAGAAGCUCCGUUCGAUCCUUAUCCGCACCCACAUGUUGGACCUUAUCCACACAACAGAGGAGCUUCACUACGAGGCUUACCGCGCUCAACAGAUGGAGACUCGCAAGUUCGGCGAGGCCCGCCCAAGGAAGCUCGACAACCCCAAGUUCAAGGAAGAGGAGGAGGCUCUCCGCAAGCGCUUCACAGAACAGGUCAAGAUCGAGGAGCAGCGCUUCAGGCAGUGGGAGCAGAAGCUCAUUGCCGAGCGCGACCGUCUCAACAAGGACCUCGAACAGACCCACGCCCAGAUCAAGUCCCUCGAGAUGGAGCUCGAGUCUUUGCAGGGAAGCGCCGUCCGCAGCCACGGUCGCCGUUAA
Molecule: messenger RNA, 1101 nt
Organism: Sordaria macrospora k-hell
Lineage: Eukaryota; Fungi; Ascomycota; Sordariomycetes; Sordariales; Sordariaceae
Source: RefSeq, a predicted model, not a curated record